This is a messenger RNA of Ylistrum balloti, 3670 nucleotides long. Its product is annotated as sterol regulatory element-binding protein 1-like. Gene Ontology annotation, cellular component: nucleus. Gene Ontology annotation, biological process: regulation of transcription by RNA polymerase II. NCBI's taxonomy places the organism in Eukaryota, Metazoa, Mollusca, Bivalvia, Pectinida, Pectinidae. The record is from RefSeq and is a predicted model, not a curated record. The transcript is spliced from 16 exons. Bases 1 to 3471 code for a protein of 1156 amino acids. Gene Ontology annotation, molecular function: RNA polymerase II cis-regulatory region sequence-specific DNA binding; protein dimerization activity; DNA-binding transcription factor activity, RNA polymerase II-specific.
AUGGCGGACGAUCUCAGCUGGCAACUGCCAGCGGAUACUUUUUCCGAUGCUGGAGCCGAUUUCAUAUCGGCAAAUGAUUUAGAAAAUGUCUCAUUGAAUGAUGUUGAAGAUAUGGUGAAUUACAUGUUUCCUGAUGGAUCUGUGGAUGGUGACCCCUUUGAUGCACAAUUCCCAUUGUCUGGAAGUUUAAAUGAUACAGAUUUGCUGGAAUCUUCAACAAAUCCUAUUUUGAUGGACACAAGUAUUAAACAAGAACCUGCUCUUGAAAACAACUUUAGUGUGAAACAAGAACUAUCUUUGGACGAACAGCUUUCUAUUGUAUCACAAACAAUAUCGGCCGAUACAAGUUUGUCCCCAUCAUUAACUGAAGCACCAAAUGUGAGUUUAAGCACAUUGCAGACAGGAAUUCUCGCUAGUCAGCCUGUUAAUAAACCUCCAGUUGUUAACAUAUCUCACCCAAGUAGUGUGCAAUUGCAACAGGCUGCUCUUAAGAUUCGACAAGCACAAUUGGUUGCUCAGAAAAAACAGCAAUUAAUACUUCAGAUUCAGCAGAAGCAACAAAAACAACAGCAAGCUCAGUUGUUGCAGCAACAGCUGAAAUUGAUUUUACAGCAGGCUGCACAAGCAACUGCUGCACAGCAACAACAUGUGCAGGUACAGCCACAGGUAGUGGCACAGCCUCAGGUCCAACGAGUGGCUCAGACAUUAGCACAAACACCAGCGUCUACUCCUCAGUUACCUGUAUCUUCUCAAAACACCAAUGUUGGCAUCAACCAAUUCAAUCUUCAUCAGCUUCAGCAGUUGCUUCUUCAAGCACAGCCAAAGACUACCAGCAAUGCUACUGUAAAUACCGUUAGUGUUUCCCAGCCAAUCACUGUUAGUCCUGCUAGUGUUCCCCAACAGACUGUGUCUCCACCCCCUAACUAUGUAACCAUAUCGCAGGCGUCGCCCACUGUGGUGGCUUCUUCCCCUCCUACAACCAUGACCCCACUUCAAACAGUUAUGACCAACACUGGUACCAUCCUUGCCACAACCAGCAUUCCUAUACAGAUGGUACAGGAAAAUGAUAGCUUUGACAAACUGCCCAUCAACCGCAUCAACUCUGUGACGAAGGGUCCAAAGAAAGGGGAGAAGAGAACUUCUCAUAAUGCCAUUGAGAAACGAUACCGACUGAGCAUCAAUGAUAAAAUUAUUGAGCUUAAAGACCUAGUCGCUGGUACUGAUGCAAAGUUGAACAAGUCUGCUAUCCUGAAGAAGGCUAUUGACUACAUCCGAUAUCUUCAAAAUACUAUCCAGAGAUUAAAACAGGAGAACAUGGCACUGAAAAUGGCAUCUCAGAAAUCAACUAGUUACCCUUCAGAUGUUGAAGAAAUAUUGAAGGCAACAACAUCCUGUGUGAUUACUCCUCCUGGAUCAGAGACAGGUUCUCCCACACAUAGUGUCCAAUAUACAAGUGAUAGUGAGGUCUCCUCACCUGCUAGCCCAAGUUAUGAAUCUGAAACUGAAACAGCAAGUUUUGGUAUGACAACAAUCAACUCGAUGCGUGACCAGACACGGAUGGCAAUGUGUAUCUUCAUGUUUGCUGUGCUGGCAUUCAACCCCUUUGGUGCUCUGCUGAGUCCAGGAUCACAGGGUUUGGAUGUUGGAGCUAGCAGCUAUUCAGGAAGGACACUUCAGGGCAUAUCUGAAGGUGGUGCUACUGGGUUCAUGGACUGGAUGUUCCCUACUCUGAUGAUGUGGGUGUUAAAUGGUACCAUUGUUGCUGGAGUGCUUGCAAGGCUGUUCAUAUAUGGGGAGCCUGUAACCAAGAAAAACAGUGAAGCAGCAGUGUCAUUCUGGAGGCACCACAAUCAAGCAGAGAACUAUCUUGGAAGGAAAGAAUAUUCCCGUGCUGUGAACCAGUUCUAUCUAUCACUCUCAGCCUUGGGACGUCCCUUGACCACAACAAGUCUGGACCUAGCCUCAGGGUUACUAUGGAAUAUCAUAAGAAUGGUACUAAAUAGGCUUUACCUUGGGAAAUGGAUUUCAAACCAGAUCAGUAACUUGAGCAGCAACACUGAUGAAGAUGUGAAGACUUCAGCUAGAGAUGCGGCAAUGGUGUAUCACAAGCUCAACCAGAUCCAUCUUACAGGACACAUACCAGGAAGAAACAUGUGGGGCCUAAACCUAGCCCUUUGUGCUAUUAAUAUGGCUGAGGCAGCUGGGAGGAACAUAUCUGUUGCACAGAAGGCUGAGAUAUAUGCUACUGCUGCUGUCCGACUGCAAGCAACACUGCCAUGGAACCUCCUUUUCUUGAGGAGAUACUUUUUGAGGCAAGCCAGGAAAAUCUGUAGUGGCAAUGGGGACCAGAUUCCAGCCAAAUUGCAGUGGUUGUGUCACCCGGAAGGUCAUGUUUUCUUUGUGAAAGGAUCGUGGCAAAUAGGUGGAAAGAGCAGCAUCUUCACGGUGUCAGGAAAUGAAGCUGAUCCUUUGGAACAUGUGACACAAGCCUUUAGAGAAUUUCUGCUGGAGAAGUCACUUUACUCCCUCCUCACACCCGAGCCUCAGAAACAAAGUGGUCCAUCUCAGUCGGCUGAGGUUCUUCUGUUCACUCAGCUACUGUCAGAUUGUGCCACCUUCCAAAAAACAAAAGUUGGCUUGUCAGUUUCAGGUGUUGAUGAGGUAGCGAGAUGGUGGUCAUCUAUUAUCAGUGUGGCGAUGUACUGGUUAUCUGGAGAUGAGGAAAAUGCAGAAAGGUGUUAUUCUCAGUGUGAUGCUUUCCCAAGAGCACUUCAGCAGUCAGAUGAUCCAUUACCAAAAGCUGUACUGGUAGCCUUCAGAGCAAGGAGAAAUCUGCAAGCAAAUGUUCAUGGAGGAAACCAUUGUGUUCGCCAGUGUGACCGUGCUGGGAGAUUGCUUCGUGAUAGUCUCAAGUUCACAUACAUGACGGAAAACGUCAAAAUUGUUUCGCAUCUGCAAUUGUUGGUAUCAGACUGGCUGUUAAUGACUAGGAAAGAGGCUUGGGAAUGUGCUCAGAUGGAAGACAAGUCCACCACAGCCUCACAGACUGAACUCAUUGCAUACCAACAGGAUCUAGCAAGCUUCAGGAAGGUUGCCAAAAACUACAAGUCUGUUAUGUCAAAGGUGUUUUUACAUGAGGCGACCGGUCGCAUGAUGGCUGGUGCAUGUCCAGCACGUACACAGCAACUUUUAGAGAGGUCCAUCAGACGUCGUCAUGUCAGCAAGUCUGACAAAGAAGAGAGUUCAGACAGUGAUGUGCCAGAUAGACAGCAGGCUACAGCCCUCUUGAUGGCAGGCAGGCACCUUCCUGAACCCAUGAUUGCUUCAAAGACAGACCGAGUCCAUCUCAUUUCAGAAGCAAGCAAAAUAUAUGAAGCAAUAGGAGAUAAAAAGUCAGUGCAGAGUUGCAGAAAAGUUAUAAUGCAAUUCGAAGAAAGUAACAUUCCGUCUUCAGUGCCCAUUCAGUGCUAGUACCUGCCCUAAGGCACAUGUUCACAGUGAUAAUGUCUGUAUUUAUAUGUGUAUGACUUUUACAUAAUUGUAUUUGCAAAACUCCUCUUGUUUCAUCAUGAAUUGAUGCAAGAUGAACAAAAGAAAAUGGAAAGCGUGUAAGUUAUGAGAGAAUGAAUGACCUUUUUUGUACAUCAUCGAAAUAAAUAUUGUGAAUUUA